AGUGACGCACGGCCCUGGCCGGCGGCCGCCCUGCCCCCGCUUCCUUUCACGCUGUCGGUGGCCGUAGGGGGUGGUCGUGGCCACCGCACCCGGCGCGGGAGGUGGCAGCGGCGGCCCGUAAUGCCCGGGAAACUCCUCUGGGGGGACAUCAUGGAGCUCGAGGCACUCUUGGAAGAGCCCGAGAGCCAGAAGAAGGAGAGGCAAAAGAGUGAUAGAAGGAAGUCAAGGCACCAUUAUGAAUCAGAUGAGAAAACAGAAACAAGAGAAAAUGGCGUUACAGAUGACCUGGAUGCUCCCAAGCCCAAAAAAGCUAAAAUAAAAGAGAAGCUAAAUGGAGACACGGAAGAAGGACUUAGUAGACUUUCAGAUGAGUUCUCCCCGUCUCAUAAGUCGAGAAGAAAAGACCUCCCAAACGGAGAUGUUGAUGCCUACGAGAAAAGGUCAAAGCGAGUGUCAUCCUUAGAGAAUUCUACUUAUAAGUCAAGUGAUAGAGUGGAGGAGGUACACAUCAUAUUUACUACCUUGCAUAUGGUGUUGUCUUUGAAAUGUAGGCCGACUUGUCGAGGGGUAACAUAUCUCUUUCCUAUUCAAGUUAAAACCUUUGGUCCUGUAUAUGAAGGAAAAGAUUUAAUUGCUCAAGCCCGGACAGGAACAGGAAAGACAUUCUCUUUUGCCAUACCCUUGAUUGAAAGGCUCCAAAGAAAUCAAGAGACAAUUAAAAAAAGCCGCUCACCAAAGGUACUUGUUUUGGCUCCAACAAGGGAACUGGCAAAUCAAGUAGCCAAAGAUUUCAAAGAUAUAACCAGAAAACUCAGUGUGGCGUGUUUUUAUGGUGGAACAUCCUAUCAAAGCCAAAUUAAUCACAUUCGGAAUGGGAUUGACAUCCUUGUUGGGACUCCAGGGCGUAUCAAAGACCAUCUGCAAAGCGGCCGUUUGGACCUUUCAAAGCUGCGCCAUGUUGUGCUUGAUGAAGUCGAUCAGAUGUUAGAUUUAGGUUUUGCUGACCAAGUUGAAGAUAUCAUUCAUGAAUCCUACAAAGCUGAUUCAGAAGACAAUCCUCAGACCUUACUUUUUUCUGCAACUUGCCCACAGUGGGUGUACAAAGUUGCAAAAAAAUACAUGAGAUCCAGAUAUGAGCAGGUUGACCUUGUGGGGAAAAUGACUCAGAAAGCUGCGACCACUGUGGAACAUUUGGCUAUCCAGUGCCAUUGGUCUCAGAGACCAGCAGUUAUUGGAGAUGUCCUUCAGGUCUACAGUGGAUCUGAAGGGAGGGCUAUUAUCUUCUGUGAGACCAAGAAGAAUGUAACUGAAAUGGCCAUGAAUCCACACAUAAAACAGAAUGCCCAGUGUUUACAUGGAGAUAUUGCACAGUCACAAAGAGAAAUUACCCUGAAAGGCUUCAGAGAAGGCAGUUUUAAAGUUUUGGUGGCAACCAAUGUGGCUGCCCGCGGCUUGGACAUUCCUGAGGUUGACUUGGUGAUUCAGAGUUCUCCUCCACAGGAUGUUGAAUCCUAUAUCCAUCGCUCUGGACGCACAGGUAGAGCUGGCCGGACAGGAAUUUGUGUAUGUUUUUAUCAGCCAAGAGAAAGAGGUCAGCUGCGAUAUGUGGAACAGAAAGCAGGAAUUACUUUUAAACGUGUAGGUGUUCCUUCUACAAUGGAUUUAGUUAAAUCUAAAAGCAUGGAUGCCAUCAGGUCUCUGGCCUCUGUUUCUUAUGCUGCUGUUGAUUUUUUCCGACCAUCAGCUCAAAGACUGAUAGAAGAGAAAGGGGCAGUGGAUGCAUUGGCCGCAGCAUUAGCUCACAUUUCCGGUGCAUCAAGCUUUGAACCACGAUCUUUGAUCACCUCUGAUAAGGGGUUUGUGACCAUGACUCUGGAAAGCCCAGAAGAAAUACAGGAUGUCACUUGUGCUUGGAAAGAGCUUACCAGAAGGCUGAGUAAUAAUGCUUUAUCUCAAGUAACCAGAAUGUGCCUCCUGAAAGGAAAUAUGGGUGUUUGCUUUGAUGUUCCUACAAGUGAGUCAGAAAGAUUACAGGGAGAGUGGCAUGAUUCAGACUGGAUACUCUCAGUGCCAGCCAAAUUACCUGAAAUUGAAGAAUAUUAUGAUGCAAACACAUCUUCUAAUUCCAGACAGAGGGGCGGCUGGUCAGGCGGCAGGUCAGGUCGUUCAGGCCGCUCUGGCCGCUCUGGUGGCCGAUCAGGUAGACAGAGUCGGCAGGGGAGCCGGUCAGGAAGUCGGCAAGAUGGGAGAAGACGAAAUGGGAACAGAAAUCGCUCAAGAAGUGGAGGCCAUAAACGGAGUUUUGACUAAGUGUUUGAUAGUUGAUCUUCCAGUGUGAGCUUGCCUAUUUCUGUCUAAUCAUGUAUAUUAUUCACCAAAAAUUAGGUCAUCAUAGUUGAGGUAUUUGUCUGUAAUUUGCAAAGAAGUUGGUCGUAUUUUUUUAAAAAGUAUUUCACAAGAAUGGUUGUAAACAAAUUACUUAUCCAGCUAUACCUUUGAAUUAAAAAAAGCCCCUUUUAUUGUCUGUUUUCA
Molecule: messenger RNA, 2532 nt
Organism: Peromyscus maniculatus bairdii (prairie deer mouse)
Lineage: Eukaryota; Metazoa; Chordata; Mammalia; Rodentia; Cricetidae
Source: RefSeq, a predicted model, not a curated record